CGUAGACGUAACGUAGUCCCUCAAUCGCCAGGACGUGUCAGACUGCUCCGGCAAUGUUUACAGCUGAUAUAUAGUUGCGAGUCAGUGUCGUAGAUGUGAGUUUAACCUGUGGUAGUGAGUAUCAACAUGGCGGCGGGGUUUAAGAAGACGAAUCCCAAAGUGUUUGCGAAAAUUGGUCCGGAAUUAACACCGGAUAAUAUUUAUUGGAAGAAAUUAACGGCCCCAGUUCUAGUAAAAGAAUUUGGUCCCAUCGACUACAUAGACUUCUCCCCCAUCGAGCCCCACUACUUCGCAGUGACUUGCUCCGUGAGAGUCCAAGUAUACAAUCCAAUCACAAAACUAGUGACUAAAAAUCUCAGUAAAUUUAAAGAGGCAGCCUACGGCGGCUCAUUCAGGGCAGAUGGAAAAUUACUCUGCGCAGGAGGUGAAGAGUCAGUGGUCAAACUCUUCGACGUCUCCACAAAGAGUCUCCUUCGUGUCUUCACGGGGCACAACGCCGCAGUCCACAGGACAUUUUUCACAGCUGAUGGACAUCACAUCGCCUCCUUUUCUGACGACAAAACGACUGCCCUCUGGGACAUCCCCAGUGAGAAGCAGAUCGUGACGUUCAGUGAGCAUGAGGAUUACAUCAGGGCUGGGGCGGUUAGCCCUGUGUCACCAGAUAUUUUGUUAUCUGGAGGGUAUGAUAGAACUGUCCAGAUGUAUGAUGCCAGAACCAGCAAGAGUGUCUUCAGUGUCAAUCAUGAGGCGCCUGUAGAGAGUCUGGUGUUUUUACCCUCUGGGGGAAUUUUUAUAUCUGCAGGUGGAACCGAAAUAAGAGUUUGGGACGCCCUGGCAGGUGGUAGACUCCUGGCAAAGAUCUCCCAUCAUCACAAAACCAUAACAUGUCUGAAAAUCGCAUCAAACGGACACAGGAUAGUCUCAGGAUCACUGGAUAGGCACGUUAAAAUUUACGACGCUGGAAAUUACAAAGCUGUUCACACUCUGGACUAUCCCAACGCCGUUCUGAGUGUUGGAAUCAGCGCUGAUGACGAGACUAUUGUCGCUGGCAUGGUGGACGGUCUGAUCUCAGUACGAAGACGGGAGGACGAUGUCAAGAGCGACAUCAAAGACAAGAGGAAGAAAAUGUCGUUCAGGAGGGUGGGCCAGAACCUUCACUCCUCCACAGUCGAUGUUAUUGUUCCUGAUGAACGAAAAGACGUGAUGAGCAAGCAUGAUGCUUGUCUGAGAAAGUUCCAGUACUCGAAGGCACUGGACUGUGUCAUGGUGAAUUAUAUCGUGAAUAAGACCCCACAUGUCACAGUGGCAGUUCUUCAGGAGCUCAUCAGGCGUCAGGGACUCAGGCAGGCACUUGCUGGCAGGGAGGGCAAGUCCCUCACUAAUUUUCUCAAGUUCUUGAUAAGACAUGUGGGAAAUCCGAGAUUUGGGAGAGUUAUGCUGCACGUGGGAAAUGUUUUAAUGGACGUUUACGAAGAGAUCUUAGACGAAUUGGGACCAGAACCACGUCUGAUGUUCACCCAGCUCGAGAAAAAACUGAAAGAAGAGGAGGAAUUGAUCACAAACCUGGCAGAACUGCAAGGCACCCUUCACAUGAUCCUCUCAGGAGCUGAAUCCUCCCAACCAAUAGCCAUCAGAGAGCCCCAGGGCUUGACAGCCUCCACCGCAGCACAGAAAAACCUCGUACUCAGUAUAUCAUGAUAACGACUUCCCUAAUUAUUGUACAUAAAUUAUAAAUACAACCGUUUUUAAAAACAUUCCAAAGA
Molecule: messenger RNA, 1763 nt
Organism: Diachasma alloeum
Lineage: Eukaryota; Metazoa; Arthropoda; Insecta; Hymenoptera; Braconidae
Product: U3 small nucleolar RNA-associated protein 15 homolog
Exons: 5
Coding region: 127-1698 (523 amino acids)
Biological process (GO): positive regulation of transcription by RNA polymerase I; rRNA processing
Cellular component (GO): nucleolus
Molecular function (GO): protein binding
Source: RefSeq, a predicted model, not a curated record